This is a messenger RNA of Cyclopterus lumpus (lumpfish), 1052 nucleotides long. It is a transcript of the gene tctex1d2, whose product is annotated as Tctex1 domain containing 2. Lineage: Eukaryota; Metazoa; Chordata; Actinopteri; Perciformes; Cyclopteridae. Gene Ontology annotation, cellular component: cytoplasmic dynein complex; cytoplasm. The coding region runs from base 123 to 485 and encodes 120 amino acids. Gene Ontology annotation, molecular function: dynein intermediate chain binding. Gene Ontology annotation, biological process: microtubule-based movement. The transcript has 5 exons. The record is from RefSeq and is a predicted model, not a curated record.
ACGUUGGAAAAUAGGUCGCUAUGGUAACGGACGAAACGUUGCAAAGAUUAGCUCGCUAGCAGCUGUGUGACUUCUUUAUUUCCUCUUCCUUCUUGCAUACGAUCUUCUGUAAUUGUCAUGCGAUGGAGGGGUCCGACACAUACCUCAUACGACCUAAUCAUCAGUACAAGUUUAAGCCGGCCAUCGUGAAGCAGUGCAUUCGGGAAAUUGUGAGGGAGCGACUGUCUGGGAUGCAGUAUGACCCAGAAGAAGUUCCAGAGCUGUCCCGUUCACUGGCAGAAUGCAUUAAAGACAAAGUGAAGAAUGCAGGGUUUGACAGAUAUAAGCUGGUUGUGCAAGUGGUAAUUGGAGAACAACGCGGACAAGGAGUCAAGAUGUCUUCAAGGUCGUUAUGGGAUGCUGACACAGACAACUAUGCAGAAGAUGUUUUCAUGAACGACAGCUUGUUCUGUUUGGUGGCAGUUUUCGGAAGCUAUUACUACUGAGGACAUGAGGAUGGAUGACGGAAAUCUUUCAGAUGAAAAGUUGUGAGCUGAACAUCCAAAUGUGGCUGCUCACCUCCAGCACGUCAGGCCCACGGUGCUUUGAUCUGAACUAACUGAUGAUUGCUGCAUCUUGAGAUCAAGACACAUCCAGUGCAGAAGUUAUGGAUAUCUGUGUUGAUACUGUAGUGAUUUUAAUAUGAAGGAGGAAUUGAGCAAGAAUUUUAACCAUUGUCAGUCUAGUGCAUCAACGCCUGUAUGAUUAUAACCUUCCUUGUAAAUAUUAAAUGAAGUCCUAGUUUGAGUUUAACACCAAUUUGUUAUCUCUUGAAGUAGACAUACAUUUCAUCACAGAAGUAAUAUAAUUUUGUAUUUUUAAGACAUUAAAACUGAAAAAGAAUGUAAAUAAAUAAAUAAAUAUCAAAUGUCCAAUAAAGACUAUAUUUAUAAACAAAAUAUGACCUACAGUAGCAAUACUGAUUUGUUCUUAUGUGCACUGCAUUGUGUGACAUUGAGAUGUUGUAGAUCUACAAUAAACAAUUAAAAAGAUUUAAAACUUUUUCUCUGCCU